Messenger RNA from Quercus robur (English oak), 1140 nucleotides. Its product is annotated as putative F-box protein At5g38390. Bases 1 to 1140 code for a protein of 379 amino acids. The record is from RefSeq and is a predicted model, not a curated record. Lineage: Eukaryota; Viridiplantae; Streptophyta; Magnoliopsida; Fagales; Fagaceae. The transcript is spliced from 4 exons. Gene Ontology annotation, molecular function: protein binding.
AUGGAGUCUAAAUCCAAGAAAACAAGGACAACGAAGAAUAUUUCAAACACCACCACCCAUAUGGUUAACGUCGAUGACAGACUCAGCAAUUUGCCGCAAGAUAUUCUUCACCAUAUCCUCUCCUUCCUUGAAACUAGAGAAGUCAUACUACUAAGCCGGCUGUCAAGAAGAUGGAGACGCGUUUGGAAAUUGAUGCCUUACUUGAAUUUCGACCAAACCCCAUCUGAAUCAAAAGACAGGUUCAUCGGAUUCGGAUGGUCGGUGCUAAGUUUGCGAGAUGGGUUCGAUAUUAAACGUUUCCGUUUAUCGUGUCAUGUAAUUCGUAAACAUGUACUUAAACCACUGCUCUCGGUGGCCAAGAAUCGUGGGGUCGUCGUGCUUGAUCUUGAUAUCAUUAGUUUUAAGUCUUUUGAGAAUGGCAAGGCAUUUGAAUUGCUGAGUUGUUUCGCUGAUUGUAGGCCUUUACCUGAAAUAAACUUGACAUUGGUUGACUCGGGCAUAAGUUAUAUUGAUUCAAUGAGUUUAGCCAUGGUGAGAACCCUACAUCUUGAAAACUCAGAAUUCUGUGGGCAAACUUUUGGUGAAACUGAAAAACUCGUUUUACGUUGUCCACACUUUGAAAACUUCUUGUUGAAAAACUGCUAUAUGCGUCGUCGACCAUUCGAUGUUAUUGACAUCAAAGCCGCUAAUCUUAAGAAUCUGAACCACUUCUUGCAGGGCUACGCCAGUUGCUUAGCUACUCGCGCACCAAUCUUAGAAGCACUUCGCAUCGAUUUUGAUAAGAGAACGAGAAAUCGAUAUCUAAGAUACACCAAUCAAGAGUGUGAAGCUUUGCAGGAGACGUUGGAACAUAAUGUCUCAUGUUUAACUCACCAUCUCAAGAAAGUGGAGAUCAAUAGUUUUGUUUGGAGGAUAAUAGCUUCUGAUCAAUUGGUUAAGUAUUUGCUUGAGAACGGAAAGGUAUUGGAAAAAAUUACUAUUACUUGUCAGAACCCAGAGAAUAAAAGGUUUGUAAGGUUGCAAGAAUUUGGUAGAGCAUCUCCAAAUGUUGCUAUAUCAUUUACCACUUUUAUGGAGAGAAAACCAUUAUGGUUUGAAGUUGAUGAUGGUUCCGGUGAUAGAAUUGAUGGAACUAUGUGA